Molecule: messenger RNA, 2011 nt
Organism: Saccostrea cuccullata (small rock oyster)
Lineage: Eukaryota; Metazoa; Mollusca; Bivalvia; Ostreida; Ostreidae
Exons: 3
Coding region: 329-1561 (410 amino acids)
Source: RefSeq, a predicted model, not a curated record
AAUAGAGCAAAAAUAUAUGAAUAGUUGCACUUGAGAGACAAACGGCUGCUAGUUCCUCUAUCGAUGGAAUCCACGAGCAACUGUCAAACAAAGGCCGAUGGUAUAAAUCAUUAAAACUGAAAAAUUACCGGACUAUUUCGCCUACAGUAUAUAUUGCAAAAUGCGAGGAUAUAACUUAUCGUAGAAGCAUGUUAUCAAUCUGAUCUCUGCAUAUUGCAAAACCCCCUUGUUCUAUAUUGGUCACUGACCUCUUUAAGCUAAGGACAUUUAAUUGACAAUAUAGUCGAUCAGCAGUUAACGGGUGGAAGCAGAAAGAAUAUUCUCAGGUAUGGGUUGCGGCGGAAGUUCACAGUCCACGCUUGUUGGGAUACCCCCACAGCCUCCCUAUCAUGGCGCCCCAUGUGAAUACCGGUUUGAGAACUUCGCAAUUACUUACGUGGAGCAGUCUAACCUGGCAUUUAUGCCUACUGCAGGCAUGCCACUAAUGACCUUGGAUGAAAAGGUUUACAGCGUCACUUUGGGGUCAUUGUAUGACCUUGGAUUCCGUUUGUUGACCUUUUCGGUUAUUCCAGCUUCGCUCACAGUCAGUGGCUUUGUUACAGCUAACGUCAAGCAAACGCACAAGUAUCAAGGCAUCUGUAGGAAACUCCCCGAGGACGAAUUACCUCAGCAAUGGUCACUCAAAGUCGUCAAGUCCUAUUUGCCCUCUAAAGUUUUCACUUACGGAGUAUUCCGAAUGGGCGAUGCAAAAAUUACUGCCGACGCCAAUCACAUAUUUCAAACAAUUACGAACGAGGCUGCAAACGGGGCUAGACUUCUUUGUGUUGAAAUAACAGGGUUUAACUCUCAAAAUGUGAAGCAACCCGGAGCAACAAGUGCCGCUGCAGGCGCCUUUGGUGGCCAAGGUGCUAUGAACGUUUGCUUCUUUGGCCAAAGUCCAGACAUGAUUCUAGGUGUGGACAUCUUCUUUGAGAUACCCAGGAACCCAUCCUCCGACCGAUACGUUUACCAGUGUGUUACAAUUCCCAUGAAAAUCACCUGGACAAUGGCCAUGGCAAUGGGAGGAAAAUGGAUCGUCGAGAUGGACUGGGCAGGUGUGACGUCACAGUACCUUGGCACGGGUUGGAAACUAGUAGACGUCUUCAUGGACCAAAACAAUAGCGGUUUCCGGGAUGGGUUCUUCACGUCCAAAAUAACGAUCAACCAGAACUGCGUAUUUAUUUUCGAAAAAGAGCAGUCGAAGCUAAACGAUAACAAACCAGUAUACGAAGCUACGAUGAUAGAGUAUAACGCCCCCGGUAAAAUGGUGAUGGGUGGAAUUGGUAGCACCACGGCGCAUUUCAACCCAGCAUGGGAACCAGUUCUCGAACAGCUUGGAACUUAUGGGUGGGAACUAGUCAAAAUUUUAGACACACCAGCAAUGAAGUUUGACGGCGGUGGAUUAGGGUCACUUUCAUUUAAAAAGGUCAUGUGGAUGUUUUUGCAUCGAAAAAUAGUUGCUGCUCCACCUGCUCCAGCUGGUGGAGAAAAUGCACCGACUCCAGCGGAACCACCAAAAUAAUCUACAGGUGUAAAACUUUUCUGAACUUGUCUUACUGUGAUAUCUUCGUGUAUUAUCUAUUUGACAUAUACCUGCAACUAGUUACUCUAUCUGUCCUUUCAAAAUGGUCGCCAUUCAACAACUCACUUGGUCUUGUCUGUGAUAUUGUCUAUUGAAUCUCUGUUUGGACUUGUGUCGGCUUCUUUUUAUACAGGUACAUGUAUAUUUAUAAAGGAAUGAGUAAAUUUGACCGUGCAUGUAUUAUAGCUAAAUAACCAAGAUUUGAUGCCCUCCAAAUGAGAACUGAUUUAUUAGUUGUGUCUCUUAGUUGUAGACAACACAGAAAAGCAGCAGCAUUUUACUGCUCUGACAUAUUUGGCACUCCAUUUUGCGAUUUUAUUAUUUUGUAAGAAUAUAUAUUUCAGUCUCUGGAAUGAUUGAUAUUUCACAUUAUUAAAGAAACUACCUCUA